Messenger RNA from Lolium perenne, 1454 nucleotides. Lineage: Eukaryota; Viridiplantae; Streptophyta; Magnoliopsida; Poales; Poaceae. The record is from RefSeq and is a predicted model, not a curated record.
AAAUGGCUCGUCCGUCCGCUCGAUCACAGAGUAGAGACGCCCGCGGCACCACCAAACCCCAACCACCUACCACCAUCCUCGAUCUUCACCCCGUCGGCGGUCGAUCGGCCGCCCGCCCGCUAUGGCCUCGCCGGCGCCGCCAAACCACGGACAUGGGGCGCAGCUGUCGCUCCCGGACCUCCGCGACGAGCUCCUGGAGGAGAUCUUCCUCCGCCUGCCGGGCCCGGCGGCGCUCGCCCGCGCCUCCACCGUCUGCGCCUCCUUCCACCGCGUCAUCACCGAGCGCGCCUUCCUCCGCCAGUUCCGCAAGCGCCACCCGCCGCCGCUCCUCGGCCUUGUCGACGAGGAAGGCGUCUUCCUGCCCGCCCAGGCGCCGCACCCUUCCGCCCCGCUCGCCCGCGCCCUCGUCGCCGCCGGCGACUUCACCUACUCCUUCGUGCCCGAGCCUGACAACAACACCGGCACGCCCAAAACCUGGUUCCCCCGCGACGCCCGCGACGGCCGCGUCCUCCUCGAGCACACCUCCCGCUUCGUGCUCAAGACCGUCUUCACCGACCUGGCGGUGUGCGACCCCUUGUCAAGGAGGUACGUGCUGCUCCCGCCCAUCCCCGAGGACAUGACCAGCCAGGAAGAGCACCUCCUCGAGUUCAGGCCUAUGCUAGCUCCCAUUCGGGAGGGCAAGGACGAGGCCGACGAGGACGAGACGUCGUUCAAGGUGAUCUGCGUGGCGCGCUACAGAACCAAGCUGGCCUCGUUUGUGUUCUCUUCCAUCACCGGACAAUGGCGCAUAGCCGCGUCCACCACCUGGAGCUCUCUUGGCGCAGUUGAACCCUCUUGGAAACGCAUGUAUCGCUACAACUACUUCCGUGGCUGCUUCUACUGGACAGACCUUUGGAGGGACAAGCUUCUGGUCCUGGACACCGGCGUAAUGGAGUUCUCCACCGUCGCCGUUCUCACCGGCACCCAUGUGCAGCUUAGAAACCAGCCGGGACAGAGAAUAUGCAUGUCUAUCGUUGUUGAUGGCACGGAAGGAGCUCUUGAGAUGCUUACUCUCGCCGGCGAUUACGGUCCUACCUCAUUUUAUCUCUAUCAUACCACUCAAAAGAGCAAUGGUGGAUCUUCCAUUGAGUGGAACCUGGAAAAUGUUAUGGAGUUGCCUCGCCGGUGGCUCUGCUCCACAAUGGGCGCAACAGAGGGGUUCUUAUUCCUUCGAUGUGAUCGAGAGGCUCAGUUGGAUGGUAGUGCACUUGGGUUCUUGCCUGAAGAUAACCAUGUUAAUUUUCUCUCUCUGGAGGUCAAGACUUUUGAACUCAAGCAGGUCUGCAUGGCGAAAUAUCAUCCCAAUUGUGUUCACUCCUACUUCGGCUUCCCACCAUCGUUGUCGAAAUCAAGCCUAUGAACUACAACACAGGAUGAUCUUUCUUUGCUUUUGGAGUCCCUUAUUUGGGCGAUGC